Eutrema salsugineum is the source of this 1297-nucleotide messenger RNA. RefSeq lists its product as uncharacterized. The transcript has 4 exons. The record is from RefSeq and is a predicted model, not a curated record. NCBI's taxonomy places the organism in Eukaryota, Viridiplantae, Streptophyta, Magnoliopsida, Brassicales, Brassicaceae. The coding region runs from base 130 to 1065 and encodes 311 amino acids.
UUUGGGGAAAAAAAAAACAAACUACCUUUUUUUUUUCUUUUUUUUUUUUCAUUUCUACUUCGUUCUUUUCUUCUCCGCGACUUCGGUCGGAAAAAAAUUCGACUCUCCGUAACCGCAUUCUCAGCCCUAAUGACCGACCCAGAGAAAUUAACCGCCUUGAAAAAGGCCUACGCCGAUACAAUACUGAACACGGCGAAGGAAGCGGCGGCGCGCGUGAUGAUUUCGGAGAAGAAAGCGCGUGGUUACCAGCAAGAGCUUGUGGCGGUUAGAGAUGAGGCUCUCCGUACUUGUCUUAGGCUUAAACAGAUGUACGAUUCCAAGGUCAAGGAGGCAGAGAUGAUAUCUUUGAAGAAGCAGCAAAAGAUUGAGGAACUUGAAGCUCAACUUGGAGAAGCUGAAGAUAUAGUAGGAGAUCUGAGGAUGGAGUUGCGAGAGUGUCGGUAUCACCUCGAGAUAUUGGCAAAUGGUCGUCAAAUGAAUCUUGGAAACGAGGAGAAAAACCCCAAUGAAGCAGUUUCACUAGUGCGUGAGGACUCUAGUAACCUCGAAAGAUCAGUGGUGGCCAAUGGGAUCAAACCACAUUUGAGUGACAGAGAUAUCAGUAUUAACCGGUGUUCUUAUAAAGAGAAUAAAGAUCCUUGUCACCAUACUCUUCCGUCCAUACUAAGUAGACGCAGAGAAGCCGAAGCGUUAGAAAGGAAAGUUGCCAGUGGAGAUUGUCAUGACGUGGAAUCAUUGACAUCUUCCAAAACAGAAGCAGCGAAGGAGGAAGAGAGAGUGAACGAUAUGGAGCUUUCUACAAAUGCUACGUUUGUGUCGCCUUCUGAGAAACAGUGUGUCGCAUUCAAGAGGAAGCGUGAGAAAGAUGCAAGCAGCAACAGUAGCCCUGAAGGAGGAAGCUCUUUUUCGCAAGACGAUGAGAGCAGAAACUGGAGACAAAAGACCGGAGAGAAAGACAACAGUUACUUGGAUUCCUUCAACACUGAAUCAUGUCGUGAUAGUCGUCGUGUUGCACAGGUCGCUCGCCAGCUUCUACCAUUCUCAGAGAAGAAAGUGUUGCAGUAGAGCCAGUGUCAAUGUCCUUCAUCAGUUGCAUUUGAUCCAUCCGGAAGAAAAAUGGCUGAUUAGAGAAAUUAAGAUUGGUAGCAUAUAUACGCAUUGUCAGCUCUUAAACUAAUGGAAAAGAAAAAAGCUAAUUUUGAUCCUAAUUUAGUUUCCUUCUCGCAUAUGGUAUUUUUUUUUUCUUCCCAAGUUAUAGAUAUGUGGAAUUGUCAGAUUUGUUUGGAAAGCGAUAGCG